UCGACCGGCACAGGGGCCUGACAGGAGCCGCGAGCGGCGGCGCGCUUGGUGACCAGAACCUCACACUGGACUUUCCCAAAGACAACAAACCUCCUUGCGCUCGCGUUCCAUUCAUCGCGCUUACAGACUGUAAGGACCUCCUUCCCCUCGACUUCUCACUCGCCUACUGGGACUCGCAGGAGCCUCCUGGACAGGACUCGCCGAUACUCACCGACCGAGGACAAAGGACGCCGACGUGUCGCCGAACAAGACGCACGGGCACCUUGAGCGCUUGCCCCGCAAGGGUUCAGCGCACAAACCACUCCGGGAACCGGGGUCCUCCUCCUCGCCUCCCGGGGGAACGCGCUCCCCGAAGAACAAACGAGUGCAAGUCGGGUGACGCUCCCGUCCCGUCAGUACCGGCUCACUCGCCGGCGUCGCGUCGUCGGGAGACGUGAGGAUACCGUCGUCGCGAAGCGGGAAGAAGGAUUGCUUGUCCCGCAUCGGUACUGUGCGCGUCGGCAGCUUUCGGUGGCAGGGGGUCGCCGGGUGUUACUCGGUCUUCGUCGAGGAGCCAACGGACGUGAAACGGUUGCCACACCAUCGGCAGCAGCGCCGCGAAGACGACGACAGGGGCCGGAGAGCCCCGCGGCAAGAACAGGAUGCCUCGAGUCUCGAAGACGGGGCUAGGCCUAACGCUCCUCUGGGCCACGCUCUAUCUUCUUGAUGGCGCCCAAGCAAGAUCUAUACAAAGGUUACCUGGACGGCCUGGCCAUGGCGCCGUUAAAGACGGCCGGUCUGCGCAAGGAGGAGACAGUAAACCAAAGGGCAACCUACUCUUCCAGACUGAGUUCUGGUGCAUACCUUUCAACCUGCGGUGGACCUGCUACACGGGCGUAAUCGAGUGCAACUGUGGCUCGGUAAGUGUGGGGUCUUCAUCCUUUGCUACCGCUUUUCAUACACCAUCAACUGAUCAACUAAAAAGUGUCGAGCUCCUCAAAUCAAAAUCAUCUUAG
This is a messenger RNA of Dermacentor silvarum, 995 nucleotides long. RefSeq lists its product as uncharacterized. The transcript has 4 exons. The record is from RefSeq and is a predicted model, not a curated record. Bases 642 to 995 code for a protein of 117 amino acids. Lineage: Eukaryota; Metazoa; Arthropoda; Arachnida; Ixodida; Ixodidae.